UAAUCUGACAGCUCUCAUAUCCCCAAAAAUUCCCUUUGGUGCCUCACAUGCGCUUAUAGAGAUUUAGGACUAAAGAGGCGCAGAAGAGAUGAGACCCAAAGCUGCUUUAGGGAAAGCAAUAAUAGUGCUGUGCCUUGCCAGCUUUCUUGCAGGCUCACUGUUCAUGAGUCGAACUUUGAGUCGCUCUUACGUGCCUGAAGAAGAGGAUCAACAUCUCGCAAACCACUUGUCCAAAAAAUUAGAGAUUCAAAAGGACUGCGAUGAACAUAAACGCAAAUUGAUAGAAAGCAAAUCUAGAGACAUAAUAGGAGAAGUAUCCAAAACCCACCAAGCAGUAAAAGCAUUGGAGAGAACAAUGUCAACAUUGGAGAUGGAGUUAGCAGCAGGACGUACCAUCCAGAGAAGCAGCGAGUUCUGGAGCGAACGUACCGCGAAAAACCAGAGCAUGCAGAAAGUUUUUGCAGUGAUAGGCAUCAACACAGCUUUCAGCAGCAGGAAGAGACGAGACUCAGUGAGGCAGACAUGGAUGCCAACAGGAGAAAAGCUUAAGAAAAUCGAGAAAGAUAAAGGCAUUGUUGUAAGGUUUGUGAUAGGACACAGUGCAACACCAGGAGGAGUAUUAGACAAAGCAAUUGAUGAAGAAGAUUCAGAGCAUAAAGAUUUCUUGAGGCUAAAACACAUUGAAGGAUAUCACCAGCUCUCGACAAAGACAAGGCUCUACUUCUCAACAGCGACUGCAAUGUGGGAUGCAGAGUUCUACGUGAAGGUGGACGAUGAUGUUCAUGUGAACUUAGGGAUGCUUGCUACAACACUUGCGAGAUAUCAAUCAAGACCGAGGAUUUACAUCGGAUGCAUGAAGUCUGGUCCUGUUCUUUCACAAAAGGGAGUGAAGUAUCAUGAACCAGAGUUUUGGAAAUUCGGAGAAGAAGGGAACAAGUACUUCAGGCAUGCGACUGGACAGAUUUACGCAAUCUCUAAAGACUUAGCUGCGUAUAUAUCCACUAACCAGGGAAUACUGCACCGGUACGCGAACGAGGACGUGUCGUUAGGAGCGUGGCUGCUAGGUUUAGAGGUUGAGCAUGUGGACGCGAGGUCGAUGUGUUGCGGGACGCCGCCGGAUUGUCAGUGGAAAGCUCAGGCGGGGAACGUUUGUGCAGCGUCGUUCGAUUGGUCUUGCAGUGGGAUUUGUAAGUCCGUUGAUCGGAUGACACGGGUACACCGAGCUUGUGCUGAAGGAGAUACUCCUCUCUCUAAUUUUCGUUUCUUCUUCUGAGUUUUUUUUUUAAAUUUUAAAUUGAAGUUUGCUUAAUUAGUUUGGUAGUGUAUGAAUAAGGAAAGGUUACAGUAAUAAAAAAAAGAUCUGCAAGAUA
Thlaspi arvense is the source of this 1370-nucleotide messenger RNA. NCBI's taxonomy places the organism in Eukaryota, Viridiplantae, Streptophyta, Magnoliopsida, Brassicales, Brassicaceae. The record is from the annotation of a GenBank genome assembly.